GUGGGCACUGCACUGCACUGAAUGGAACCUUAGCGAGAAGGCGAGAAAGCGGGGCAGGCGCAACAGAGUCUUCAUGCCCUCUGCCCUCUGCCCUCAGCCCUCGUCCCCAUAAACCCCGCUUUCGUCUCUCCCUCACUCGCACCUCCUCCCUCUCACCUUUUCUAUCUCAUCCACCCCACCUGCACCAUCCUUCUUCAUCUCUCAACUUCCCAACUUUCGCGAUCUUUCUCCAGAUCGUCUCAAUUCCAUCCGUUCGCACUGUCAUUUCAGUCGUUCGACCCUCAGUUCACGCAAUCGUCAACACCACAGCAACCCAAUUCUCGCCACUACCCCACACCCACAUUUUUCAACUGUCAUAAAGAGUUCGUCAGAUUCCUUGCUUGCGCUGACCUUGUUCCAUCGAUAUCUUACACGAUAUCCCCCACAUUCACUCUUCCAUUCCUGUCCGCUCAGCGGAGUCCUGUUCUGCCUCGAUGUAUCUUUCUUUGUGUGUUCCGCAAUCCGUCCGUUUCAGUCGUCGAUACCAACAACCCGAUGGCGCGCUCUUUUAUGUGUGAUAGCGCGUGGAAAUUGAGACUUUAAGCCAGGUUCUUCUUCAAAAACAUCACUCAACAUGUCUAAACUUUUCAUCGGGUAAGUCAAAUUUCUCCACACUCCAAGUUCGGAAAGCAAUGGCUAACCAUCAUUCAGUGGCCUCGCAUGGCACACAGAUGAGAACGCUCUCCGUCAAAAGUUCGAGGAGUUCGGAGCUGUCGAGGAGGCAGUACGUUCAUCCCAUUCUUCAUUUCCAAUCAUCAAUUGCUCACCACUGUGUUUCCAGGUCGUUGUCAAGGACCGUGAUACCGGCCGUAGCCGUGGAUUCGGUUUCGUCCGUUAUGGUCAAGAGGCUGAUGCCGAGGCUGCCAUCAACGCCAUGAACAACAUCGAGUAAGUUUUUCACAUUGAACUUGGUCACAAUCAAUUGCUAACCCUAUUAGGUUCGAUGGUCGCACCAUUCGUGUUGACAAGGCCAGCGAGCGCGGCUCUGGAGGCGGCGGUGGUGGUUUCUCCCGUGGAGGUGGAGGAGGAGGAUACCAACGUGGAGGAUACGGUGGUGGAGGUGGCUAUGGUGACCGUUCAGGCGGUGGUGGCGGUUACGGAGGUGGUCAAGGUGGUGGAUAUGGGGGUGGCCAAGGUGGCUACGGAGGUGGUGGAGGUGAGCCAAUUCUGACUUGAUCCCCAAAUAUCGCUUCAAUCAAAUGCUGACCAUCAGAUAAAGGAUACUCGGGUGGCCAAGGUGGUGGUUACGGGGGCGGCGAGCAACAGCAAGGCGGUGGUCGAUGGCAGUAAAUGUCCGUGGACGUGAUCUUCUCUCCGACCUCGCGCGUUCGUACGACUUGAUGGCAAGAAAAGUUAAGCUUUAGGGUGUUGGCAGCAGUGACAGGUUCAAUGUGUGUGGACCUUUGAUUAUCAUCCACCUUCUGGUUGAUAGUAAGGGGUCAGCCUCGUGGUCUCUAAAUGCGGUUCGUCCUUGCUUUACUCUGGAGUUGGGGGGGUUUAUUACCUUUGUAUUGGGAUGGUCACAACUUCACACAUGGUCUUUCAGAUAUCCGAAUUGUUUUUUCUCUCGACCUAGGAUCACUUUUCUGAUCUAGGUAUCUUUUUUCCAUACAGACUCCUCUGUUUGGCGGCUCGCUCUAGUCUAGGGAAUAGGCAUAAUGAUCCUUUAGGGAAAUCGAAUGAAAUCACUCAGAAAAUA
Hymenoscyphus albidus is the source of this 1738-nucleotide messenger RNA. Lineage: Eukaryota; Fungi; Ascomycota; Leotiomycetes; Helotiales; Helotiaceae. The record is from the annotation of a GenBank genome assembly.